Molecule: messenger RNA, 1019 nt
Organism: Otolemur garnettii (small-eared galago)
Lineage: Eukaryota; Metazoa; Chordata; Mammalia; Primates; Galagidae
Gene: PDZD11
Product: PDZ domain containing 11
Exons: 7
Coding region: 80-475 (131 amino acids)
Biological process (GO): protein localization to basolateral plasma membrane; maintenance of epithelial cell apical/basal polarity; neurotransmitter secretion
Cellular component (GO): basolateral plasma membrane; cell-cell junction; synapse
Molecular function (GO): protein binding
Source: RefSeq, a predicted model, not a curated record
UCCGGUUCCCAGGCUGAAUUGGUGGUGAGCGGAUCCCGAGGUGACGGAGGCCGGUCUGCUGAAGAGGGCCUUACGUGAAAUGGACAGCCGGAUUCCUUAUGAUGACUACCCGGUGGUUUUCCUGCCUGCCUAUGAGAAUCCACCAGCAUGGAUUCCUCCUCAUGAGAGGGUAUACCACCCAGACUACAACAAUGAGUUGACCCAGUUUCUUCCCCGACUUGUCACACUGAAGAAGCCUCCUGGAGCUCAGUUGGGAUUUAACAUCCGAGGAGGAAAGGCCUCCCAGCUAGGCAUCUUCAUCUCCAAGGUGAUUCCUGACUCUGAUGCACAUCGAGCAGGACUUCAGGAAGGGGACCAAGUUCUAGCUGUGAAUGAUGUAGAUUUCCAGGAUAUUGAACAUAGCAAGGCUGUUGAGAUCCUGAAGACAGCCCGUGAAAUCAGCAUGCGUGUCCGCUUCUUUCCCUACAGUAAGUGACACUCUCCUUUUCACUUACAUGGCAGACCCUAGAUUAUCACCGCCAAAAAGAGAGGACUGUGCACUAGAGAGUUGCAGCCCACAACCCUUCAUGUGGACUCUGCCAGGACAAGCUGGCUAGACUACAGGGAAGCCACUUUUACACUCAGUCCCUCCCUGGCAUAGUAAAAUGGGGAAGAUAGGGAGACAGUUAACCAACUUUAUUACCCAAACUGUACUGUACUUUCAGGUCCCAAGUUUUUUAAGUGAGCUUUAUUCCCUGAAAGGAUAAGGAUGAUGAUGUCAAGGUAUAACCUAGGGAAGCCAGUUAGAAAAAGCAACUGACAUUUAUUGAAUACCAUGUGCUAGUCUCUUACAUAUCAUUUAUAUUAUAGAAAUCAGUAGAAAAGAAUCUUAGGGCUCUUCCAUCUGAUUUGCCUGGCCAUCUCAUCCCAUCUUUGUACUACCAAAGUUUUUAUAUGCUUUGGAGACUCCAAUAAAACCCUGGUUUUGCUCCUUCCUCCUCCUCCUUUCCCCACAAAAGUAAAACACAGUGCUGAAGAAA